CAAUGCAACUCUGCAGUCUUUCCAGGACGCCCAAAAGCACAGCUGCUUCACCAACGGCUCCUCAUGCAACAUCAGCUCACUUCAGUGUGGUCAGCACUACAACAUCAGUGUUACAGGAUACGGCCAGAACUGUUCAACCUGUUCUAAACCCCUGGUCACUCUAGACACAGCUCCAUGUGUUCCCACUCAAGUCAAUGUGUCAAUAUCCUGUGGGUCUGACACUGCGUCGGUUUCCUGGGCAGCAUCUAGUGGCCUUGUUUCCAACUAUAUAGUAACAGCUGAAGGUGAUAAUGGAAUUACGCACACAUGCAACUCCAGCAGCACUUCCUGUAACAUCAGCGGCCUGGCGUGUGGUCAGGCGUACAACGUGUCAGUCACAGCUAUGAGCGUCGACUGCACUGGGCAACGUAGCGAAGUGCGUCGUGUCAAAACUGCACCCUGUGCUCCUCAGUCUGUGGUCAGUCAGCUCUUAGACUGCCAAACAGGGGAUGUUCAAGUAAGCUGGCAGUCGAGUAACGGGGCGCAGAUCUACUAUGCUCAAGCUAAAUCAACUGACAAGGUUCUGGCGUGUAACUCCACCUCCACAUCCUGCGUAAUCGCUGCAAUUGGCUGUGGACAGACAUACAAUAUCACUGUGUCUGCAGAGGGCAACGGCUGUCGCUCCAACAGUGUGACCAGUCAGGUCACGGCAGCCCCAUGCCCUCCACUGAAUAUCCAGUCCAGAAUGAACUGUGGAAACAACUCAGCGAGUGUGUCCUGGUCCCGUGGCAAUGGAGAACUGUCCUUUUUGACAACACUUGAAUGCUCUAAUGGACAGACGUAUUUGUGCAGGACCAAUGAAACAGGAUGUGACAUCACUAACAUGAUGUGUGGACAAACUUGCUCGGUUAAAUUAGUGGCAGAGGGACGUUCAUGUAACAGCUCUGUACGCACUGGAUCACCAAUCAUAACAGCACCAUGUCCUAAUACUGGCAUUCAAGCCAGACUGGAUUGCCGCACCAACUCAGCACUCAUUUCUUGGACACCGGGCAAUGGUACACUAAGUUCCAAUGCAACACUGCAGUCUUUCCAGGACGCCCAAAAGCACAGCUGCUUCACCAACGGCUCCUCAUGCAACAUCAGCUCACUUCAGUGUGGUCAGCACUACAACAUCAGUGUUACAGGAUACGGCCAGAACUGUUCAACCUGUUCUAAACCCCUGGUCACUCUAGACACAGCUCCAUGUGUUCCCACUCAAGUCAAUGUGUCAAUAUCCUGUGGGUCUGAAACUGCGUCGGUUUCCUGGGCAGCAUCUAGUGGCCUUGUUUCCAACUAUAUAGUAACAGCUGAAGGUGAUAAUGGAAUUACGCACACAUGCAACUCCAGCAGCACUUCCUGUAACAUCAGCGGCCUGGCGUGUGGUCAGGCGUACAACGUGUCAGUCACAGCUAUGAGCGUCGACUGCACUGGGCAACGUAGCGAAGUGCGUCGUGUCCAAACUGCACCCUGUGCUCCUCAGUCUGUGGUCAGUCAGCUCUUAGACUGCCAAACAGGGGAUGUUCAAGUAAGCUGGCAGUCGAGUAACGGGGCGCAGAUCUACUAUGCUCAAGCUAAAUCAACUGACAAGGUUCUGGCGUGUAACUCCACCUCCACAUCCUGCGUAAUCGCUGCAAUUGGCUGUGGACAGACAUACAAUAUCACUGUGUCUGCAGAGGGCAACGGCUGUCGCUCCAACAGUGUGACCAGUCAGGUCACGGCAGCCCCAUGCCCUCCACUGAAUAUCCAGUCCAGAAUGAACUGUGGAAACAACUCAGCGAGUGUGUCCUGGUCCCGUGGCAAUGGAGAACUGUCCUUUUUGACAACACUUGAAUGCUCUAAUGGACAGACGUAUUUGUGCAGGACCAAUGAAACAGGAUGUGACAUCACUAACAUGAUGUGUGGACAAACUUGCUCGGUUAAAUUAGUGGCAGAGGGACGUUCAUGUAACAGCUCUGUACGCACUGGAUCACCAAUCAUAACAGCACCAUGUCCUAAUACUGGCAUUCAAGCCAGACUGGAUUGCCGCACCAACUCAGCACUCAUUUCUUGGACACCGGGCAAUGGUACACUAAGUUCCAAUGCAACACUGCAGUCUUUCCAGGACGCCCAAAAGCACAGCUGCUUCACCAACGGCUCCUCAUGCAACAUCAGCUCACUUCAGUGUGGUCAGCACUACAACAUCAGUGUUACAGGAUACGGCCAGAACUGUUCAACCUGUUCUAAACCCCUGGUCACUCUAGACACAGCUCCAUGUGUUCCCACUCAAGUCAAUGUGUCAUUAUCCUGUGGGUCUGAAACUGCGUCGGUUUCCUGGGCAGCAUCUAGUGGCCUUGUUUCCAACUAUAUAGUAACAGCUGAAGGUGAUAAUGGAAUUACGCACACAUGCAACUCCAGCAGCACUUCCUGUAACAUCAGCGGCCUGGCGUGUGGUCAGGUGUACAACGUGUCAGUCACAGCUAUGAGCGUCGACUGCACUGGGCAACGUAGCGAAGUGCGUCGUGUCAAUACUGCACCCUGUGCUCCUCAGUCUGUGGUCAGUCAGCUCUUAGACUGCCAAACAGGGGAUGUUCAAGUUCGCUGGCAGUCGAGUAACGGGGCGCAGAUUUACUAUGCUCAAGCUAAAUCAACUGACAAGGUUCUGGCGUGUAACUCCACCUCCACAUCCUGCGUAAUCGCUGCAAUUGGCUGUGGACAGACAUACAAUAUCACUGUGUCUGCAGAGGGCAACGGCUGUCGCUCCAACAGUGUGACCAGUCAGGUCACGGCAGCACCAUGUCCUAAUACUGGCAUUCAAGCCAGACUGGAUUGCCGCACCAACUCAGCACUCAUUUCUUGGACACCGGGCAAUGGUACACUAAGUUCCAAUGCAACACUGCAGUCUUUCCAGGACGCCCAAAAGCACAGCUGCUUCACCAACGGCUCCUCAUGCAACAUCAGCUCACUUCAGUGUGGUCAGCACUACAACAUCAGUGUUACAGGAUACGGCCAGAACUGUUCAACCUGUUCUAAACCCCUGGUCACUCUAGACACAGCUCCAUGUGUUCCCACUCAAGUAAAUGUAUCAUUAUCCUGUGGGUCUGACACUGCGUCGGUUUCCUGGGCAGCAUCUAGUGGCCUUGUUUCCAACUAUAUAGUAACAGCUGAAGGUGAUAAUGGAAUUACGCACACAUGCAACUCCAGCAGCACUUCCUGUAACAUCAGCGGCCUGGCGUGUGGUCAGGCGUACAACGUGUCAGUCACAGCUAUGAGCGUCGACUGCACUGGGCAACGUAGCGAAGUGCGUCGUGUCCAAACUGCACCCUGUGCUCCUCAGUCUGUGGUCAGUCAGCUCUUAGACUGCCAAACAGGGGAUGUUCAAGUAAGCUGGCAGUCGAGUAACGGGGCGCAGAUCUACUAUGCUCAAGCUAAAUCAACUGACAAGGUUCUGGCGUGUAACUCCACCUCCACAUCCUGCGUAAUCGCUGCAAUUGGCUGUGGACAGACAUACAAUAUCACUGUGUCUGCAGAGGGCAACGGCUGUCGCUCCAACAGUGUGACCAGUCAGGUCACGGCAGCCCCAUGCCCUCCACUGAAUAUCCAGUCCAGAAUGAACUGUGGCAACAACUCAGCGAGUGUGUCCUGGUCCCGUGGCAAUGGAGAACUGUCCUUUUUGACAACACUUGAAUGCUCUAAUGGACAGACGUAUUUGUGCAGGACCAAUGAAACAGGAUGUGACAUCACUAACAUGAUGUGUGGACAAACUUGCUCGGUUAAAUUAGUGGCAGAGGGACGUUCAUGCAACAGCUCUGUACGCACUGGAUCACCAAUCAUAACAGCACCAUGUCCUAAUACUGGCAUUCAAGCCAGACUGGAUUGCCGCACCAACUCAGCACUCAUUUCUUGGACACCGGGCAAUGGUACACUAAGUUCCAAUGCAACACUGCAGUCUUUCCAGGACGCCCAAAAGCACAGCUGCUUCACCAACGGCUCCUCAUGCAACAUCAGCUCACUUCAGUGUGGUCAGCACUACAACAUCAGUGUUACAGGAUACGGCCAGAACUGUUCAACCUGUUCUAAACCCCUGGUCACUCUAGACACAGCUCCAUGUGUUCCCACUCAAGUCAAUGUGUCAAUAUCCUGUGGGUCUGAAACUGCGUCGGUUUCCUGGGCAGCAUCUAGUGGCCUUGUUUCCAACUAUAUAGUAACAGCUGAAGGUGAUAAUGGAAUUACGCACACAUGCAACUCCAGCAGCACUUCCUGUAACAUCAGCGGCCUGGCGUGUGGUCAGGCGUACAACGUGUCAGUCACAGCUAUGAGCGUCGACUGCACUGGGCAACGUAGCGAAGUGCGUCGUGUCCAAACUGCACCCUGUGCUCCUCAGUCUGUGGUCAGUCAGCUCUUAGACUGCCAAACAGGGGAUGUUCAAGUAAGCUGGCAGUCGAGUAACGGGGCGCAGAUCUACUAUGCUCAAGCUAAAUCAACUGACAAGGUUCUGGCGUGUAACUCCACCUCCACAUCCUGCGUAAUCGCUGCAAUUGGCUGUGGACAGACAUACAAUAUCACUGUGUCUGCAGAGGGCAACGGCUGUCGCUCCAACAGUGUGACCAGUCAGGUCACGGCAGCCCCAUGCCCUCCACUGAAUAUCCAGUCCAGAAUGAACUGUGGAAACAACUCAGCGAGUGUGUCCUGGUCCCGUGGCAAUGGAGAACUGUCCUUUUUGACAACACUUGAAUGCUCUAAUGGACAGACGUAUUUGUGCAGGACCAAUGAAACAGGAUGUGACAUCACUAACAUGAUGUGUGGACAAACUUGCUCGGUUAAAUUAGUGGCAGAGGGACGUUCAUGUAACAGCUCUGUACGCACUGGAUCACCAAUCAUAACAGCACCAUGUCCUAAUACUGGCAUUCAAGCCAGACUGGAUUGCCGCACCAACUCAGCACUCAUUUCUUGGACACCGGGCAAUGGUACACUAAGUUCCAAUGCAACACUGCAGUCUUUCCAGGACGCCCAAAAGCACAGCUGCUUCACCAACGGCUCCUCAUGCAACAUCAGCUCACUUCAGUGUGGUCAGCACUACAACAUCAGUGUUACAGGAUACGGCCAGAACUGUUCAACCUGUUCUAAACCCCUGGUCACUCUAGACACAGCUCCAUGUGUUCCCACUCAAGUCAAUGUGUCAAUAUCCUGUGGGUCUGAAACUGCGUCGGUUUCCUGGGCAGCAUCUAGUGGCCUUGUUUCCAACUAUAUAGUAACAGCUGAAGGUGAUAAUGGAAUUACGCACACAUGCAACUCCAGCAGCACUUCCUGUAACAUCAGCGGCCUGGCGUGUGGUCAGGCGUACAACGUGUCAGUCACAGCUAUGAGCGUCGACUGCACUGGGCAACGUAGCGAAGUGCGUCGUGUCCAAACUGCACCCUGUGCUCCUCAGUCUGUGGUCAGUCAGCUCUUAGACUGCCAAACAGGGGAUGUUCAAGUAAGCUGGCAGUCGAGUAACGGGGCGCAGAUCUACUAUGCUCAAGCUAAAUCAACUGACAAGGUUCUGGCGUGUAACUCCACCUCCACAUCCUGCGUAAUCGCUGCAAUUGGCUGUGGACAGACAUACAAUAUCACUGUGUCUGCAGAGGGCAACGGCUGUCGCUCCAACAGUGUGACCAGUCAGGUCACGGCAGCCCCAUGCCCUCCACUGAAUAUCCAGUCCAGAAUGAACUGUGGAAACAACUCAGCGAGUGUGUCCUGGUCCCGUGGCAAUGGAGAACUGUCCUUUUUGACAACACUUGAAUGCUCUAAUGGACAGACGUAUUUGUGCAGGACCAAUGAAACAGGAUGUGACAUCACUAACAUGAUGUGUGGACAAACUUGCUCGGUUAAAUUAGUGGCAGAGGGACGUUCAUGUAACAGCUCUGUACGCACUGGAUCACCAAUCAUAACAGCACCAUGUCCUAAUACUGGCAUUCAAGCCAGACUGGAUUGCCGCACCAACUCAGCACUCAUUUCUUGGACACCGGGCAAUGGUACACUAAGUUCCAAUGCAACACUGCAGUCUUUCCAGGACGCCCAAAAGCACAGCUGCUUCACCAACGGCUCCUCAUGCAACAUCAGCUCACUUCAGUGUGGUCAGCACUACAACAUCAGUGUUACAGGAUACGGCCAGAACUGUUCAACCUGUUCUAAACCCCUGGUCACUCUAGACACAGCUCCAUGUGUUCCCACUCAAGUCAAUGUGUCAAUAUCCUGUGGGUCUGAAACUGCGUCGGUUUCCUGGGCAGCAUCUAGUGGCCUUGUUUCCAACUAUAUAGUAACAGCUGAAGGUGAUAAUGGAAUUACGCACACAUGCAACUCCAGCAGCACUUCCUGUAACAUCAGCGGCCUGGCGUGUGGUCAGGCGUACAACGUGUCAGUCACAGCUAUGAGCGUCGACUGCACUGGGCAACGUAGCGAAGUGCGUCGUGUCAAAACUGCACCCUGUGCUCCUCAGUCUGUGGUCAGUCAGCUCUUAGACUGCCAAACAGGGGAUGUUCAAGUAAGCUGGCAGUCGAGUAACGGGGCGCAGAUCUACUAUGCUCAAGCUAAAUCAACUGACAAGGUUCUGGCGUGUAACUCCACCUCCACAUCCUGCGUAAUCGCUGCAAUUGGCUGUGGACAGACAUACAAUAUCACUGUGUCUGCAGAGGGCAACGGCUGUCGCUCCAACAGUGUGACCAGUCAGGUCACGGCAGCCCCAUGCCCUCCACUGAAUAUCCAGUCCAGAAUGAACUGUGGAAACAACUCAGCGAGUGUGUCCUGGUCCCGUGGCAAUGGAGAACUGUCCUUUUUGACAACACUUGAAUGCUCUAAUGGACAGACGUAUUUGUGCAGGACCAAUGAAACAGGAUGUGACAUCACUAACAUGAUGUGUGGACAAACUUGCUCGGUUAAAUUAGUGGCAGAGGGACGUUCAUGCAACAGCUCUGUACGCACUGGAUCACCAAUCAUAACAGCACCAUGUCCUAAUACUGGCAUUCAAGCCAGACUGGAUUGCCGCACCAACUCAGCACUCAUUUCUUGGACACCGGGCAAUGGUACACUAAGUUCCAAUGCAACUCUGCAGUCUUUCCAGGACGCCCAAAAGCACAGCUGCUUCACCAACGGCUCCUCAUGCAACAUCAGCUCACUUCAGUGUGGUCAGCACUACAACAUCAGUGUUACAGGAUACGGCCAGAACUGUUCAACCUGUUCUAAACCCCUGGUCACUCUAGACACAGCUCCAUGUGUUCCCACUCAAGUCAAUGUGUCAAUAUCCUGUGGGUCUGAAACUGCGUCGGUUUCCUGGGCAGCAUCUAGUGGCCUUGUUUCCAACUAUAUAGUAACAGCUGAAGGUGAUAAUGGAAUUACGCACACAUGCAACUCCAGCAGCACUUCCUGUAACAUCAGCGGCCUGGCGUGUGGUCAGGCGUACAACGUGUCAGUCACAGCUAUGAGCGUCGACUGCACUGGGCAACGUAGCGAAGUGCGUCGUGUCAAAACUGCUCCUUGUGUGCCACAAAACGUGUCGGCCAAUGUCACCUGUAGUAGCAACAUAGCAAAGGUAACCUGGGCAAGCAGCCAAGGGGCGGAGCUUUACUCAGUGACAGCCAGCAGUGUCAAUGGCCUCUCAGCUAACUGCACCUCAGCCUCCACCUCCUGUGACCUUUUAACUUUGACCUGCGGACAGUCUUAUACGAUCACAGUGAAGGCCAAAGGCAGCAACUGUAGCAGUGGGAACAGUGCACCAGUUCAGGUCCAGACAGUGCCAUGUGUACCUGGUCAUGUGCAGGGCAGAGUAAACUGUACGACUGGAGAUGUGUCUUUAUCCUGGGAUCGAAGCGUGGGUGCCGUUUCCUACACGGCAGUUGCUUGGAGUAGCGGUGGCUAUGCUUCAACGUGUAACAGCACUGGAACAGCAUGUGUCUUCUCAGACCUGCUCUGUGGGAUGAACUAUAGUUUGGCUGUCAGCGCGAGUGACAGUAGCUGCCGCACUGCACCGACCCAACCAGUUGUGCUGAACACAGUGUCCUGUAAGCCACAGAAUGCUAGCGCCCUGCUCAACUGCGACACCAACUCUGCUGUUGUAACUUGGGAGCUCACUGAUAACCUCACGCAUCACACGGUGCAGGCUGUUGGUUCUGACGGACAUCGCAUCAACUGCACGAGCUCUGACCACAGUUGCACACUAUCCGGAAUCCACUGUGGCCAGAGAUAUAACCUAACCGUGACUGCCAUGGAUGGAGUAUGUGACAACAGCAACACAUACCUCACUCUGCAGUCAGCUCCAUGUGCACCUAGCAAUGUUCAGACAUCUUUGCUUUGCGACAUCAACAAUGGUAGUGUUGUGUCUGUGUCGUGGGUACAAGCCAACGGGGCGGAGGCAUUCAUGGCUGUGGCCGUGUCUAAUGAUGGCCAUUCCUACUCUUGUAACACCACCACUUUCUCCUGUAAUCUGAAAGAACUGCAGUGUGGUCAGAAUUAUAAUGUUUCCGUCUACUCAAUGGCCAGUGGCUGCGGGGGCGUGAAGAGUACUAUGUCUCAAGUGCAAACAGCUCCAUGUCCACCUCACAACGUAUCUGCAAAUGUGCAGUGUGAUUCAGGGUCUGUGCUGGUGAGCUGGAGCCCAGCAGUGGAUGCCAGCCAAUUCAGAGUGGAAAUGGAGUCCGAGAUCACUGGUGUGAUUUCCUCCUGUAACAGCACAAACACGCAGUGCUCCAUCACACAUCUGCCCUGUGGAGAGAGCUUCAACAUCAGUGUGGUGGCACUGAGGGGCAGCUGUCAGAGUCAAGCAAGCAGUAGCUUCAACAUCGCCUCAGCUCCAUGUGCCCCACAGGGGGUUAAUGGUACCGUGGACUGUGUCACUAACUCCGCAUGGGUAUCAUGGGAAGUGGAUAAGGGAGUGGAGUCUUACACGGUGCUGGCUGUUGGGGACGACGGUCUCAAUACCACAUGUUCCAGCGCAAACUCCACCUGUAAUGUGCCUGACCUUGGUUGUGGAAAGAGCUACACCUUCCAAGUCACUGCUUCAAACGGUGCCUGCCUGAGCCCACCCAGCAACAGCCUUCAGCUGGAGACAGCACCUUGUGCCUUGUCAUCCAUCGUGGUGGUGGCUGAAUGCCAAAGUUCUGUUAUCAUGGUACAGUGGCAGAGGGCACGCAGAGGAAAUUCCCUUUACAUUGUCACAGCAGAGGACCAAGACCGUGCCUUCAUUUCCUGCAAUAGCUCCACCUCUUCCUGCAACCUUACCAAUGUGCAGUGCGGCAAAGAGUACACCAUCAUUGUGGCUGCUUCGGCCAACCAAUGCAGCAGCCUUCGCAGCCCACCCUACAAGAUCAGAACCGCGCCCUGUCAGCCCUCACAAGUACAGGCCUAUGCAGACUGUGAGUCAAAGGCCGUGUUUGUGUCAUGGGAGCCAUCUUACGUGGCACAGUCAUACCUGCUUACUGCAGUCAGCAGAGAUGGAGACUUAAAGACAUGCAAUACCUCGUACAAUAACUGCACACUAACUGACAUGCAAUGCAGCAACACCUACAAUGUGUCCGUUUUAGCCAGUAAUGAAAACUGCACCAGUGUGCCAAGUACUAACGUCACAUUCAAAACAGUGCCAUGUGCGCCAACUAAUGUGACUGCAAACAUACAGUGCGGGAACAGUAGUGCCUCCUUGUCAUGGGUGGGGAGUACAGGGGCAGUGGCCUACGUGGGAAUUGCCCAGUCAGAAAAUGCCUCAAAGGUCUACUGCCAGAACACGGAGACUUCCUGUUCUUUGAUGGGCUUAGUAUGCGGCACCGUUUACAACUUUACAGUGCAGGCAACAGAUGGCACCUGCAACAGUUCCUUGAGUAAACCUCAAAUUGGUGGAGCAGCUCCCUGUCCUCCAGCUGGGUUGAGGGUUGUCCCUCGUACAGUAGUGAAUGACACUCAGAUCUUGAGGGCGUCCUGGUCCACCGUGAGUUGCCCUAAUUCUGAAUACCUCUUUGGACUCAAGGGCAGCAUUCAAGGCAACAGCCAGGCACUCUUUGAUCUCGCCUCCUAUUGGACAAGUCGCACCUUCUUUGAGAUGCCUCUACCUUGUGGCUCCUCCUACAGCGCAACCAUCAGGGCGAGGAACUCUGCCGCCUCAAGCGCCGAGUCUGUUGCGGUCACUGGAACCACAGUACCUUGUGCCCCUCUAAAUGUGACAUUCUCUGCAUCAUCGGCGGUAGUGGCAUGGCAAGAGUCUUUAUUUGCUACGAACUACACCGCGUAUGGGGUCACUUCCUCUGGUAGGAUGAAGCUCUGUAUGACCUCACAGCUCCUCUGCUCCAUCACCAGUUUCAGUAGCGGCCACAUUGUCGUAACUGCCCACAAUGCUGCUGGACAAAGUGAAGACUCAGUGCCUGUUUUAGUGACAGCCGUUCGCAGGAGGUGAGACCUGGCUAGAAAGCAGAUAGGCCUGCACAACUCUGAGUGAAUGCAUCUCAUCGCACUCAAACUCUUGCCUUUGACAUUUUUCCUAAAAUCUUUGAUACUUUUGCAUGUUACAUAUAUUCCAGUGCAAGGUUCAUUUUUUUCCCCACAAAAUGUAUGGGUGGAAUAGAUUGACAGGGUAAAAUAUGUGUUAACAUGGUUUCUUUUUAAAUGUUUUCCAAAAUCUUUUUUUUUCUUUGGCUGAAGGAUUUACUUUUAUGAAUGCCAAAUAUUUAAAGCCUAUAUAUAUAUAUAUAUAUAUACACACAUUCCUGUUUUUGUAUAUGACUAAAGUUAUUAAACAGAGCAUUUCUCCAUGUAUUCAGUCUUAUAAAUUAUGACAUGUAAAGCACAUGUAAAAUAAAUUUACCAUACACAAAACAUCUACUGUUCAAAUAAAAUGAAUGUUCUUAUUAUGAGCUGA
Molecule: messenger RNA, 10870 nt
Organism: Pimephales promelas (fathead minnow)
Lineage: Eukaryota; Metazoa; Chordata; Actinopteri; Cypriniformes; Leuciscidae
Source: RefSeq, a predicted model, not a curated record